AUGAAAAAUCAAUCGAUAGCCGACAAAAACCGAUUGUACCUCGAAAAGCUGGAAUUGACGGAUAAAUUCGUCACUUUGCACGGUCAACUCCGAAAAGAGCUCGAAUUGGCAAGUUUGUGCGUUUCCAAAGCAAAGUGAGUUCGUAUUUGUUGUGGAAUUUAUCGAAAACUAAAUUGUUUUGCAGGGCGGUGCACGGAAUCACUCUUUUCAGUGUCAAUUCGUUCGAUUCGCAUGAAUUGGAGCCGUCCGUCAGGUUCGGGAUUUUUCUGGGGAAAUUGUGAAAAUUAAUGGUUUUCAGAGUUGAAAUCAAAGACGGCAAGUAUCAGUUGGUCAAGGAAGACGAUGAAGACAAAUUGGCGGUGAGCUGCAUUUCUUCUUAAUUUGUAAAGUCAAUUUUUGCAGGAAGAACUGAAAAAGACUGGAAUUUCGGCAAAAAAAGAAGAGGUUGGCCAACGUUGGUCCUAACAUGAUCAAAAAUAUUUUACAUUUUGCAGAAGCAUUCCGGCGAAUCAGAAGACGUGGAUUCUGAAGAAAACAAGAAGAAAUCGCCGUACUCCGGACAAUUUCGGCCGUUCGGAGUGCUCGAAUCGACGGCCGCCAAGGAUGCGCGUAAGACGAUGAAAAACGCAAUUCAGGUACGAACAUAAGCACUUUUUCCAAUGUUUUGCCAAUUUUUCAAAAACAAGUUUAAAAAUUUGCAGACGCUGCUCACAUUGGCUUCCACGCAACAAUCGAUCGUCGAAACGGCUCGGGAGUUGAAAAAUUGCUAA
This is a messenger RNA of Caenorhabditis sp. 36 PRJEB53466, 770 nucleotides long. Lineage: Eukaryota; Metazoa; Nematoda; Chromadorea; Rhabditida; Rhabditidae. The record is from the annotation of a GenBank genome assembly.